Messenger RNA from Telopea speciosissima, 1596 nucleotides. RefSeq lists its product as uncharacterized. The record is from RefSeq and is a predicted model, not a curated record. The transcript is spliced from 2 exons. Bases 1 to 1596 code for a protein of 531 amino acids. Gene Ontology annotation, molecular function: zinc ion binding. Lineage: Eukaryota; Viridiplantae; Streptophyta; Magnoliopsida; Proteales; Proteaceae.
AUGAGGAGCAAAGAAGGACUUGCUACUUACCCACAUAGAGCCCCUUUUUCUAUACAUGUUGAUCAAGUGUUUGAAAGCUUUCGUGUGUCCCGACAAGCUCUAAUUGAUGCAGUUAUUAAUGUUGGAUUUGAGUUGAAAUUUGACAAAUCAGCCAAAACACGUGUUACUGCACGUUGUGCAGCUAUUGGAUGCAAAUGGUGUAUACAUGCAUCUAAAAUCCAGCAAAGUGAAGAGUUCAAAGUGAAGACACUAACUGAUUGCCACACAUGUCAAUGGCUAGCUCAUCCUACUCAUCGUCAAGCAGGUAGUAGAUGCGUUGCAAGUGUUGUUAUGCCUCAUUUACGAGAACAUCCUAAAUACAAGGUAAAGAUGAUAGUUUCUUUCAUCAAGCAAAUGUAUAAAGUUGAUAUAAAUUAUAUGGUUGCUUGGAGAGCUAAAGAAAAGUGUAUUUCUGUCAUCCACGGAUCAUGGGAGGAGUCAUAUGCGAUGAUUGAAGACUACAUGGCUCAAACCUUGCUAGCCAAUCCAGGCAGUAUAACAGUUGUAUUGUGUGAUGAGCGUCGAUAUUUUAAGAGGUGUUAUCUAUCAUAUGCAGCUUGCAUCAAAGGGUUCAAUCGGGGAUGUAGGCCCUUGUUAUUUAUUAAUGGGACACAUGCACAGGGAAGAUACAAGGGCAUAAUAUUGAGUGCAACAGCUUUAUAUGGGGAUGAAAAUUUUUUUCCUCUUGCCAUAGCAAUAGUUGAGAAUGAGUCGAAGGACACCUGGGAGUGGUUCUUCAAUUUUCUUGAGCAAUCUGUUAGAGACCAUAUGGCGGUGGAAUUACUCACUAUUAUUUCCGAUUGUAUGAAGAGGUUAUCUGAUUCAGUUGCAACAUACUUCCCUAAUGCAUUUCAUGGUAACUGUGCAUGGCAUUUAUGUCAGAACUUACAGAAGAAGUAUGCUUUUGAUGAAGAAUUGACAAAGUUAGAGGGAAUAAACCAUGCUGCUGCCCAGUGGAUAAAGUCAAAUCACCCUGAAAAUUGGGUUGUAUCCAAGUUCCGUGGACUGACAUAUGGACAUAUUACUUCCAACAUUGUUGAAUCAUUUAAUAGUUGGAUCUAUCAAGCUAGGUUCCUUCGAUUGAUACCAAUGCUUGAGAACAUACGUCUUAAAUUAAUGACGAGAUUCUAUGAUAAUCACAUGAAGUCCUUCCAGCUUACAGGUAAUCUCACUCCUAGUGCUGCAGAAUAUAUGGAGAAGCAAUCAUUUGAGUCAUGCAACCAUAAAGCAUAUCCUGCUAAUGCCAAUUUAUACGAAGUAUAUACAGCAGAAGGAGUUCAAUAUAAGGUGGAUUUACAAAGGCGGAUAUGUUCAUGUCAGGUUUGGCAUAUUGUUGGGUUGCCUUGUAGUCAUGCACUAAUAGCAAUUUAUACGGCUGGUGAAAAUUCUUAUGAUCAUUAUCAGAAGUUCUUCGGUGAGGAAUUUUACCGUCAAACUUAUUUUGAGACUAUUUAUCCAAUAUUGCCAUCUAUUGAAACGGAGUAUAAAAAAAAUGAUGUCCUACCACCACCAGUUCGUCGUAUGCCAGGACGGCCCAAAAGUAAAAGAAGAAAUUAA